AAUAGUAGGCAUGGAGGCAGAAAAUCUCAAACUAAUAUGUCCCCAGCUAUAUUACUAUAUUGUUGUAUGCUCUGACUCUGCUGUAAGACAUUUGUGUUGAGAUUUUUGGAGACUUUUGCACAAAUUUCGUUCUUGGCCAUAUUGCUGAGGCAGAAAAGGACAUUGUUGAGUCCCACAGGUCUUUCUCCAGGGAGCCUCUCUUCAUCUCAGCCAUCAUGUCUGAUAAGCCCAGGGUGUAUCAGGGCGUCCGCGUGAAGACCACAGUCAAAGAGCUGCUGCAGAGGCAUCGAGCCCGAGAGGCCAACAGCAAGAAAGUUAAAACGACAUCCCAGGCUUGCUUUGAUCUCCCGGAUCUAUGCCCGUCCCCUUUUCCAAAUCGCUAUGUGGACCCUCCCCCUGCCGUUCCGCUUGCGGCCGACUCGAACAGCUGUGCUGCACGAUCCAUCCAGCUGCGCACCGCCUCGUUCCCUUUCCCUGACAGCUCCUGCAACAUCCAGAUGCAAGAAAGCACAUUUGACGACAUCCAGCAGCAGCUUGGAGACAUGAUGUUGCCCAGCAACGGAUUCAAUGUCAGCAACAACAACCACAGCAGCACCGUCGGUGGCGGCGGCUGCUCCGCUUCCCUGCCUCCCCUGUCCACCCUGCCGCUGCCCUGGUGCCAUGGACUCUCCUCUGAUGCGGACUACUAUGGCCAGGAGAUGGCUCCCUGCUCCUCCCCGGAGUACCUGAAGCACUGCAACCCCAUGGAUCCAAACAGCUACUCGCCACAGGACUCCUUCUCCUCCUCCUCCUCCUCCUGUUACGACUCGCCCACGAGGAUGGAGUCCAGCUACCACGGCGGCUUCGCCUCAGAGCACUACCACUAUCAGAACUGCAACCUCCAGGACUGUUACUGCCUGCCCCACUGCUGGCCCAGUCAGCAGGAGAGCUUCUCUGCCCCUGAGUAUGUGCCUCACUACAACCCGACAGACUAUCCCUACGCCUGUCCUGCCGAGGAGAGCUACUUAAGGAGGGAUCUGCAGAUGAGCUCGGAAAUGUGUUACAAUGUUCUAUGAUGAGACCUGCAGCAGUAUUGCUUUUUUUGUCUCUGGACUGUAAAUAUGAAUCCCUUCAGUAAGCUUGAUGGUCUGCUUUGCAUUUCAAUGUGUGUGUGUGUGUGUGUGUGUGUGUGUGUGUGUGUGUGUGUGUGUGUGUGUGUGUGUGUGUGUGUGUGUGUGUGUGUGUGUGUGUGUGUGUGUGUGUGUGUGUGUGUGUAUGCUCUGACUGACAGUUCCCUUCGUGGAAUAUGAUGAUUGAAUGCAUGGCGAAAAAAAUAACGAUAUUUUUGUAUGAACUACUUUUUUAGUACUCAGAUUUAUUUUCUUACAUUUCUUACACAAAUUGUUUCUGUUCUAAAUAAAUAUGUGCUUAAUUUAC
Molecule: messenger RNA, 1416 nt
Organism: Labrus bergylta (ballan wrasse)
Lineage: Eukaryota; Metazoa; Chordata; Actinopteri; Labriformes; Labridae
Gene: pou2af3
Product: lnc RNA pou2af1
Molecular function (GO): DNA binding; POU domain binding
Source: RefSeq, a predicted model, not a curated record